Molecule: messenger RNA, 7215 nt
Organism: Cuculus canorus (common cuckoo)
Lineage: Eukaryota; Metazoa; Chordata; Aves; Cuculiformes; Cuculidae
Gene: YEATS2
Product: YEATS domain containing 2
Biological process (GO): chromatin remodeling; regulation of transcription by RNA polymerase II
Cellular component (GO): NuA4 histone acetyltransferase complex
Molecular function (GO): histone binding
Source: RefSeq, a predicted model, not a curated record
GGCCCCUCCCAGGGCUGACGGCGGCCGCGCGCACAGCGCUGAUGGCGGCGGCGCCGGGACCGGGGGGAGCGCGCUGAGAGCGGCGCGGAGGAGCAGCGUGGAGAACAUGUCUGGGAUGAAGAGGGUGAUGGUGGAGAAGGACCCUGACUACGAGGAGAUCACCAUCUCGCAUCCCAGCAAGCGGCACAAGGCAGCUGAGCAGUCAGCUCGAGAUGUUACGGUGCAGAAGAUUGAGACCAUUAUAAAAGAACAGUUUGCCGUUGAAAUGAAGAGCAAAGAACAUGAAAUUGAAGUUAUAGAUCAGCGCCUGAUUGAAGCAAGAAGGAUGAUGGAUAAGCUGCGUGCCUGCAUUGUGGCAAACUAUUAUGCAUCUGCUGGCCUCCUAAAAGCUGGAGAGGGGACCAGGGCAUGCGACGCAACAAUUCUUAAUCACCCUUCAAUCAAGAAAUUCUUGGAAUCACCCUCCAGAUCGUCGUCUCCAGCUAACCAGGGCUCAGACACUCCAUCUGCCAACCACUCGGAGACUGACUCGCUCUCUCAGCAUAAUGACUUUCUCCUGGACAAAGACAAUGGCAACUUGAACACAGAUGAGCGGCUGACAAACAGCCUGGACCAGAGACAGAGCAGAACUACUGGCCGGGACGGUUUGGGUGUUUCGGGCUCCCAAAAAACAGGACAACGAAAUGCUGGACUGUCAAAUGACGAAACUUCACGACUUUAUGUGAAGAAAACCAUUGUGGUUGGCAACGUUUCCAAGUACAUUCCCCCUGACAAGAGAGAAGAAAAUGAUCAGUCAACCCAUAAAUGGAUGGUGUAUGUCCGAGGCUCUCGGAGGGAACCCAGCAUAAAUCACUUUGUCAAGAAAGUUUGGUUCUUCCUCCAUCCCAGUUACAAACCUAAUGACCUGGUCGAAGUGAGAGAACCUCCGUUUCACCUGACCAGGAGAGGCUGGGGAGAAUUCCCUGUGAGAGUCCAGAUACACUUCAAGGAUAGCCAGAACAAGAGGAUCGAUAUCAUACACAAUUUGAAGCUGGACAGGACCUACACAGGCCUGCAGACACUUGGCGCAGAGACGGUAGUGGAUGUGGAACUACAUAGGCAUUCCCUUGGCGAAGAGUAUCUCUUCUCCCAGUCUUCAGAGUCUGACCUUUCUGACGUUCCCGCGUCUUUACCACUGCCAUUGAGUAUCCCAGCGCCAGUGAAAGCUUCUUCUCCAAUUAAACAGUUGCGGGACUCCAGCCCAGAUGCCUCUGUGGACAAAGGAUUCCCUGGGAAUGCUGAAACUGAAAGACAUGCCACGUUUUAUUCCCUGACAUCUUCAAUAGAACGGACUCCCACCAAGUUAGCCACACAGAAAGUUGCCUUUGGCUCUCAUGGAAAUUCAGCCUUUCAACCCAUUGCAGCUAGCUGUAAAAUAGUGCCUCAAGGUCAGAGUCCAAGCCCUGCAGAGUCACCAGGAAAAUCCUUCCAGCCUAUCACCAUGAGUUGCAAGAUUGUAUCAGGUUCUCCAAUAUCGACCCCUAGUCCAUCUCCGCUACCUCGUACCCCAACCUCCACUCCGGUGCACAUGAAGCAAGGCUCUGCUAGUUCAGUCAUUAAUAAUCCGUAUAUUAUUGUGGACAAGCCUGGACAGAUGGUUGGAGCGGCAGCCACGAGCACAGGGAGCCCAACCAGCAAACUGCCCGGUGUUUGUCAGGCCUCUCAUGGAACUGGAUCGCCUGUAUCAAAGUCUCAUGGGACCAGUUUUGUCACCUCAGCUGUCAAGCAGGAGGAUUCUCUGUUUGCUACCAUGCCACCCCUUUGUCCCAUUGGGAGCCAUUCCAAGGUGCAGAGCCCCAAAUCGGUCACUGGAGGACUUGGAGCCUUUACCAAGGUGAUAAUAAAGCAAGAGCCGGGAGAGCUGCCUCAGCAACCCCAGCUGCCAGCGACAGGGACAGCCACGCAAACCACUGUGCAGCAGUACGUCACUGUAAAAGGCAGCCACAUGUUAGCCUUGUCUCCGCAGAAGCCGGUCGUCGGCACAGGCGAGGGGACGGUGCAGUCUAAGGUUGUUGGCGUUCCAGUUGGUUCUGCUUUACAGUCGACAGUGAAACAAGCGGUGGCUAUCAGUGGUGGCCAGAUACUUGUGGCAAAAUCUAGCUCUUCGGUAGCAAAGGCUGUUGGUCCAAAGCAGGUUCUGACUCAAGGUGUAGCCAAAGCCAUCGUCAGCGGAGGCGGAGGGACAAUUGUUGCUCAGCCUGUGCAGACUAUAACAAAGGCGCAAGUUUCUUCCACAGGUGCUCAGAAGAGUACAUGUCAAGGCUCAGUGAUGGCUACACUGCAGUUACCGGCCACCAACCUGGCAAACUUGGCGAACUUACCACCAGGCACCAAGCUGUACCUCACCACCAACAGCAAGAAUCCUUCGGGAAAAGGAAAACUGCUGCUGAUACCACAAGGAGCCAUACUGCGAGCCACAAAUAAUGCUAGUCUCCAGUCUGGUUCUUCUACAAAUAGUGGAGGAGGAGGAGGAACCCAAAGCACAAGCAGUAACUUGUCACAGCACCUCACCUAUACAUCCUACAUCCUGAAGCAGACCCCCCAGGGCACCUUUCUGGUUGGCCAGCCUUCUCCUCAGAGUUCUGGGAAGCAGCUGACUCCAGCUUCAGUUGUUCAUGGCAGCGUAGGAGUUGGAGGAUCUUCCACACAAGGACAAGCACUGAAAGUGAUAACUGGACAGAAGACAGCUCUGUUUACACAGGCUGCACCCAGUGGACAGACAUCGCUGGUGAAAAUAGCAGAUGGGUCUAUAAAAUCAGUGCCUGUCUCAUCGCCGCUCUCCAAACCUGGCACAACUGUGCUGCGGGUGUCGGGAGGUGUCAUCACCACCGCUGCUGCUGCUGCUCCUGCCAUGGCUCUUCCCACAAACGGGGUGGCCCAGCAAGCGGAUAAUGCAGGUUCCAGUUCAUCAUCUUCUGGAACUCCUGCAGCAAAGGCAUCUGGACAGCAACACCAGAUCUGUAUAAGCCAGAGCCAGUCUACUUCAUCAGCAGUGAAUAAAACAGCUGCUUCCACUGUUGUAAGUGUCGCUUCUCUGAUGACUACACCGACAUCUGUGACUGGAAAAGCUGCAGUAUCAGGGUUGCUAAAAAUCCACUCAAAUCAGUCUAGUCCACAGCAGGCUGUUCUGACAGUUCCCAGCCAGCUUAAACAGCUCGGUGUAAACACAGCUUCUGGAGGUGUUCAGACAAUACUCAUGCCUAUGAACAAAGUGAUACAGUCACUUUCUACCAGCAAAGUUUCGACUGUUUCAGCUGUGACAGCAGCAAGCACGGUUGUCCCUAGUCCCUCUACGGUAUCCAUCACUAAAGUUAAGAUGGAGCCUGAUUCAACGGGGCAAAGCUGCAGUUCUGUGGGUACCCAAGAAGGCCAAGCAGCCGUGAAAACAGAGGAGAGCUCCGAACUUGGGAAUUAUGUUAUCAACAUAGAAUAUUUGGAGAACGUCCAGCAGCUUUUAACAGCAAUAGUGAAGAAGGUUCCAUUAAUUGCUGAAAAAAGUGAAGAUGCAAGCUCUUUCUGUGCUGUUUCAGUGGAGCAGUAUUACAGCUGGAAUAUUGGGAAAAGGAGGGCAGCCGAGUGGCAACGAGCAAUGACAGUGAGAAAGAUCCUACAAGAAAUCAUAGAGAAGCACCCUAGGUUUCACGAUAUUACACCCCUGAAAACAAAGCAUGUGGUGCAGUGGUGUCGAUGCCAUGGGUAUACUCCACCUGACCCUGAGACCUUGCGUAACAACGAGGACUCGAUUGAAGAUGUGCUGACACAGAUCGACAGUGAGCCAGAGUGCCCUUCAUCUUACAGCAGUGGUGAAGAGCUGUGCCGAAAGCUAGAGGAUCUACAGCAGUUUCUGAAACGAGAACCAGAACAUGAAGAGGAAGUAGAUAUUCUCAACUUUAGUGAGCCGUUAAAAAUAAACAUUAAGAAGGAACAGGAGGAGAAACAAGAGGAGAUGAAGUUCUACUUGGCUUCCUUGCCUGCGUCAGAGUUUGUGAGGGACGCUGCAGAGAAGAUAGGGAUUUCUUUUCAGCCUGCUGAGGUAGAAAAGAAUGUUUAUGCGUCUGUAAUAGAAGAUAUGAUUUUAAAGGCCACUGAACAGCUUAUGGGUGACAUCCUGCGGCAAGCGCUGGCUGUGGCAUACCAGACCACUCCUCACAACAGGACUCCAAGGGAGAUCACAGUGAUGAAUAUUCACAAAGCCAUCUGUAAUAUUCCCUUUCUUGACUUCCUCACAAACAAACAUAUGAAGAUACUAAAUGAGGAACAAUGAAAUGGAGCAGAGAAGAUGCUACAGGAAAGAUGGAUUUAUGACUGAAGUUGGGUUGACAAAUCAGUAUUUCUGUAGGACACUAUUACAUACAUUUAUAACAUUGGGCUAUUAGAUUGUUACCAUCUCCAAUUAAAGAUGCACCUUAAUGCAACAAAACGAUGCUCUGUUCCAAAUCAAGUUUGUUAAAUGUCAGUGUUUACCUGGUAAGUGUAUGUUCAGUGGCUGAACGAACAUUGUCAGUUUGCAUGGAGUCGCUAGCUGCGAGAGCCUCCACAGGCCUCGUCCCUCUGACACAGCUGUGUGAUGAGAUUGAACAUUUUUUAUAAUGAAAAGAAGUUUGCUUUCUGAUGCAGUCUGCGUAUGAGCUGUUUCCCCCGUGCAGUGGGCAGAAUGGUUCCUUUGGCACUCUGAAUAUGAGAAAAAUCAAAGGUGACUUUUAAAGGUGGGCAUUUGAGUAGGUGGCGGGUCGGUGGGUUAGGUUUGGGUGUACAGGAGCAGAAGACUGAUGGCUGCAACAAAUUCUGCCAGUCCUGCUUGAGCACGAUGUAUGGAACUGAAAACAUGCUUGGGUAGGCUUAUCAUCAGCUUAUUGAGCUAAACGUCACCUAACCAAAUUCCUUGCCUCUCUAGAGAAGGUGACAGAUCCUUCAGAAAGGGUAGGCUGGCACAUUUCGAUCCAUAUGAACAAACCAGGGUCAGGCUUAGUAAGAUCUGACUGACCACUUGUCCUUGUGGGAAAGGAGAAGAGCAAGGACAGUGUUUGUUUGUGGGCUUGACUGGCUGAAACCCUUUGCUUUGCCCCGUUGAGUGCCUCCCCAGGCUGCCAGGAGAUUUGGAGUGUGCUGCAGGGCGGGUCACCGGUGGUGUCACACAAUUCUUAAUGUUUUGGCAGCUGUCACUGAUGCUCAGCUUGGAUUGUGAAGUGCUUGGGAGCAGCAACACUUCGGCUUAAGUUUCUGCUCAACACAGAGAGGCCUGAUCAGAUCAAAAACUCAGACGUUGCUGCUUGUGGGGGAGCUCGCCUGACAUUGUGACUGCGGGAAGUUCUGCUUGCGAACCCUAGCACUUCUCUGUCUCGGGAACAUCGCCGGUGUUCUGUGGUCUGGCUAUCAACACUUCACUGAAGAAGGCUUUGCUGAUCCCCCCACAUCCCCACCCUACUGUCCUGCCCCGAGGGUGCUCGCUGGGAGUCCAAAUAAGCCCCAGGCUGGUGGGACUCCUGUUGGACUGUCAUGCAUUCAGGGUGCUCGCUUUUUGGGAGGCAGUGUUGUCAAGCGAGUGGAGCAUGGGUCAAACAGCCAGAGCCUCCAGUGUGCUGAUCUCAGCUUGAUCUGAUCUGCUGCAUGGCCUUUGAUUAAUCACUCUGUGCCUCAGUUUCCCCAUCUCUGAGCAUGGGGAGCAGGAUACCUACCUCACAGGGGUGUACUGAGGCCUUGCUCUUGUUGGUGCCGUGCUUUGACGAUACAAAGCGUUUUAUAAACUUUAAACUACAGUUAUCUUUCCUGGCCUGGGAUAGGAACAGAAAUCUUCAAAAUGUUAUCUUUUGGUGCUUUUUCUGGACAGGUGAUGGUAACUCCAGUAGUGGGCAGGAGCUGGUGGAAGACAGUUCAGUUAUAGGGAAUAGCGUAGGUUUGAUGCAGUUCUGUGUAACCCCAAUGAGGUGCUGCCUGUGUUUUCCACCUCAAAUAAAAGAGGAUCUGCAGAUGAGACCCUCUUGAUUCAUCGGAGCUGACAGGGAGUUACAGAUUUGGUUAUGAGCAGCAGAACCUGGCCCUUGAAUCUAGGAAACGGGACCAAUAGAUGAUACCCAAACAGCAUUCAGCAGACUUAAAUACCCCCGAGAAAGGGCGUUUCGGAUGCCCUGGAUUCAGAAGAUAAUCCUGGCUUGUCUGGGUGAGCUGAGCGCAGGAUUGCGUGUGCAAGUGAAGUGUACGGCUUAGCCCUGACAUCAGUUUUUCAGCUGAGGUCAGCGUGAAGGAGUCAAGAGGUGGAUUAUGGUUGAGCUCAGUGUUGAGAGUCGUGAGGAAUCCGGGGAGACGGGGAACUGCAGGCCCUGUGCUUUGCAGGCUGUAGUGAACAUGAAGUCCUUAGUGCUGUCAGGCACCGCUGUACAUGGCUUUUACAAAAGAGAAGGGCAUUUCAAGGGAUCUGUCAUUUGGGAACAACCUUUUGGGCAAUCAGUGUGAUCUUCUGCAGUGACAAAUACAUUUCCAGCCCCUGUCUCUUGUGGGCUUGAUUUGUGGGAUUUUGAUAUUCCCAGAGCAGCUCUUGAGGAUGCAGGAGCUUGUCUUUGGGUGUCUGUUCGCAAAUUGUGGCUUCCUUGCCUGUGUCCUGCUUUUCUACGAGGAAUGGAGUUUCAGAAUGAGUCCUGAACCUGGACCUGAGGCGGGUGGGCAAAUACCCCUUGCUCUUAACGGGGUUCUUGCAGUGGAGAUCUGUUGCUACAUUUCUGAGCAACCGCAGGUUAUUCUCCUAGGAGAUGCUUUAUUAAUAAUAUAUAAAGUUUGCUGAAGUAAAAUAAAAUCUGUUAAAAGCAGAUAGAAACUAACACAUUUGUUUUGUCCGUCAGAUGUAGGAAAUGUUUGCAAGAAGUUCUUUGCAUUUUGAAAAGUGAUGGGAGAAGAAUAUGUUGGCAAGAAGUUCCUGUGGGAAUUGCUUGGAGAUGAGUUAGAGGUUGUGGAAUUUCACACCCCCAUUCAGGUGUGUGGAACGCUCCAGAUGAUACGGUGUGUUGAAGUGUUAUGGUAUAUUGCUCUGUCUUUGUAAAGAGUCUUGAUAGAAGUUAAAGAUCUCUUUACGAAUAUCGCCCCUAUUUGUAACGCUGAGUGUUUAAAUCUUUCAUGUUAUCUGUAUUAUACUGUAUAAUUGUGUAAGAUAAGUAUGUUUACAAUAAAUUCUUUUAUUAGCUGUGA